Pseudophryne corroboree (corroboree frog) is the source of this 5913-nucleotide messenger RNA. It is a transcript of the gene NDFIP2, whose product is annotated as Nedd4 family interacting protein 2. The transcript has 9 exons. Gene Ontology annotation, molecular function: WW domain binding. The record is from RefSeq and is a predicted model, not a curated record. Gene Ontology annotation, biological process: ubiquitin-dependent protein catabolic process; metal ion transport; positive regulation of protein ubiquitination. Lineage: Eukaryota; Metazoa; Chordata; Amphibia; Anura; Myobatrachidae. The coding region runs from base 198 to 965 and encodes 255 amino acids. Gene Ontology annotation, cellular component: endoplasmic reticulum; Golgi apparatus; perinuclear region of cytoplasm.
ACCACGCCCAAGGGGCGGGGCGGAAGUGAGAUCGGGGGCGGGAGGUGGUGCAGUCCCUGUUGAAGGCUGGCGGCAGUGCAGAGCUAGGAGACAGCCGAGCGCCGGGCACCAUUCACAGCCAGGGAACUGACGCCGGCCGUGCUCUGUAUAUAGGAAGCGGGAGCCGGCCACAGGAUUCGGGCGCUUCCGGGUGGGUCAUGGAUCACCAGUAUCUUCAGGCUGCCAACCGAUACCAAGUGCUUGAAAAUGAGGAUGACUCCUCUGAAACCUCAACUGUAGAACAGCCAUCAACCUCCACCCAAGCUUCUCAGACAGCCCAGACAUUAGCACCAUCUGCAGUAGAUGCAUCUCCACCUCCGUAUAGCAGCAUUGUUGUGGACACUACCACAGACACGGAAACACAAAAUGAGUUCUACCCUGUACCACCUCCCUAUAGUGUAGCAACUACUCUUCCAACUUAUGAUGAGGCGGAGAAGGCUAAAGCGGCAGCGAUGGCAGCAGCUGCUGAAGCAGCUCAGAGGCACGGCCAAAUUAGAGAGUCUAGAAGUCUGUUUGAUGAAAUAUUCCUCAGCCCUUCAGAGGAAGAAGAAUAUCCACCAAGGGAUGACUUCAGUGAUGCAGACCAGCUGAGAGUGGGGAAUGAUGGAAUCUUCAUGCUGGCUUUCUUUAUGGCGUUCAUUUUCAACUGGAUUGGCUUCUGUUUAUCCUUCUGUAUAACCAACACAAUUGCUGGACGUUAUGGAGCAAUCUGUGGAUUUGGAUUAUCACUAAUCAAAUGGAUUUUAAUUGUGAGGUUCUCUGACUAUUUUACUGGCUAUUUCAAUGGACAAUAUUGGCUCUGGUGGAUAUUUCUGGUGCUUGGCUUGUUGCUGUUCUUUAGAGGGUUUGUAAAUUACCUCAAAGUGCGAAACAUGUCUGAAAGUAUGGCAGCUGCUCACAGAACAAGAUUUUUCUUCUUGUACUAGAGGCAAACGUAAGCAGACAUUCCUUUAUCUUACCAAUGUGAAUCAACAAGGUGUACAACACUAGAAAUGAAUAGAAGACUACUAAACGAGAAAAUUAGUCAUUUGGUUCCUAGCAGCUCUUGUUGCAGGAUAUAGUCCUAAAAUAUCUGUGUAAAUAUCUCCUUUAUCAUUGCACAUUUGGCAAAUGGAGGACAUUCCAAAUCCUCUACAAGACGUACGGUUUUUGAAGCAAAAAUAGACGUGUAGCAUGUUAUACUUGACCUGUUCCCAUUCCAACUCAUCAGUGGAUAGAUGCAAGUUUUUAUUGUACUACUUAUUUUAUUCUCUCAUUAGCAAAUGUUUGAAGUGAUAACCUGUUUUGAUUUAGACAGCAGAAUGCUAUUCCCAUUGUGUAUACUUCAGCAUGACCUAGAUUUUACCCUAAAAAGAGAACAUUAAUUUUGCAGAUAGACAACCCACCUAACCCCCUUGUAAAUAUGCAUCUUCGUACGACCAUUUGGCACUGUCAUUCUAUCCAAACACUAGUUCAUGAAGUUAAUUUAAAAAUGAAUAAUAUGUCUAUUUUUUACUAACAUUAGCCUUUUUUGUAUGUAUGAAUGAAUAGAACAAAGGUACUUGAUACUGUUUAAAAUGUUCCAUAUAAUCAUUUGUGGUCUCAAUAUAAUUUUAUCAUCUUGUGAUGUCAGUUUGAACAAUGAUUGAACAAAUGCACUUCCCAAAUGGACCUUCACAAAGUAUCCGAUGCAUCUUUACUUUCAGCACAGUGGUUUAUAACAAGAGAGUAUUCUCUUCCUUAGCAAAGUGUCUUGAUCUCUAGAAUACCUCAUUACUAAAUUGUAAACCACAUUUUUGACACAGUUGUUUGGGACAUAAAUAACAUUUAAUUUUGUUAAACAAAUUACCUUGUUGUCUGCCAUUAAGCUGUUAAACCAGUAGGCAUACUAUUUAAUUCUUUUAAGCUACUGUCCCAAGCACCAUACAUAAAUUGUUUCAAAUGUCAAAAUCUUUUUAAAAUGACAUUAAUAUGUAGGGACAUGUGUACUAAGCCUUGGAGUUAGAAAAAGUACCAGCCGAUCAGCGCCUAACUGUCAUGUUACAGGCUGCAUUUAAAUAAAUGACAGGAACUUGUUGGUUAGUACUUUGUCUCUCUUCAAGGCUUAGUACAUAUGCCCCAGAUUGCUUUGAAGGAAUUCAGAUGGACCAGUUAGCAGCGCAUGCAAGGGAGCUCUUAAGUUAGAACAUUGACUCACUGUACUGUAAGUAGACUCCCAAUCUCUUACGCAGCUAAAUGGUCAAAACUAUUAGACCACUUUCUUCUAUAAUGUAAUAGUAAGAGAGAACAAAUUGUAAUGCCUGUGUUUAGUGUUUUGCUGAGGCAUCACAGCACAUAGCAAUACUAUGUAAUACAGUAUGAUAGAGAAAGUUGUUUUGUCCUCUGUAAAGGAUAAGCAUAUUUACAUUAUGUUAAUAUAAUGUAUUCCUGGAUCAUGUCUAAUUAUACAUUUUUAUUUUAUUAAUGUGAAUUAAGUGGUUUCACAUUCUACUUCUGGAAAACCUAAUAUCUCCUAAUCCCUUGCUAAUUUGCACAUGAUUGGAAAUGUCUGUUUUGUCCAAUGUGACAAACUUGCAUAAUGCGAAUAUGGUGACCCUAUGCCUUGGUGAAAGAGUCAUAGGAAUUCUAAUUUGCCUUCUAAUGAUGUGCCAAGGAUGGGGUGUUGGGGUGUGAUGUGGGCAAACAAUGUAUUGCAACUGGAAUGGAUGCAGGGUUGCAUCCUAUCUUUAUGGUUUUAUUUUCUCCUUGUCUCUAAUAUGAUUAUCAGUCUCUAAAGAUCUGGUGUCCUGCUGCUUUAUUUUGUCUUUUAAUCAACCUUCUAGUGUAUCGGUUAUCUGUACACUUAGGAGCAUUUUUUAUUUAAUGGAACUCUACAGAUUUAAGGAAGACAUUUAUAGACCAAAAUCUGUGGGCUUAGUUGGACAACCCCAUUUGCUUCAGUAAACUACUGUACAUAUCAUGGAAAGGUCACUCUGACUGAACAUUAUGCUUUCAAUAGCUGGUGCACAGAACUAUUCUAUGAUCAGUUUUUUAAGAAUUGUGAGAAAUGUAUUUUGAGAAGUCAGAGCUGUAUGUGUGACCUAACUUUCUUCUCAUGGUUAGACAGUUUUGUUCCUGUGUUUGGUCUAAGGGGGUAAUUCAGUUCUCCUUGGUGUUUUGGGAAGUGCCUCUGGAACAGUCCUCAGAAUGAGGAGAGACUCCUUAAUAUAAUCCACCAGCAUAUUACAGAGAAUUGAAUUUGUCCCUAAAAGUGUCACUUUUUAAAAUGCUACUAAAUUGCAGGUAGUUGAACAAUGAACGUUGCAAAUUAUGAACCAAGAAUUCAUUGAUGUAAUGAUACUAAAUGUAAUAUUUCCAAGUGUGAUAAGUUUUUAUUCAUUGCAUAUUCUUUGUGGGAGUGCUGCAGAACUGGUGAGAUAUAAAUGGACCCAAAGAACAAAUAAUUUAAUGUGUGAUAUGAUUUGAUGAUUGUUCACACACUAGCUUGUUAUUUUCUCCUAUACUUCUCCCAUCUCCUGAAAAUCUUGAUUGGUGCUUCAAAACAAAUAAAAAAGUUGAGAUUUCUCUCUGAAAAAGAUUCAACAAUAACAAAUUUUGGGCCUUUCUGGGGAUAAGUAAUUUCAAAGAUUACUAUUGAUUAUUACCUCAAUUAUUUUAAGUAUAUAAUAAUACAGACAUAACUGUUUGCUAUGAAAUAUUGUUGAGGCAAAUUUGUAAAUUUAGGCCUCUAAAGUUGCCAAUGAUUACUGCAAUUUGGACAGCUAAUUAGUCUGUUUUUAAUUGACCAUAAAUUGCCACCUGUAUGGACACACACAGCCCUCUGCUCCUAAUUUACAGCCUCCUCAAUACAUUUGGACAGAUGGAAUAUUAGGAUGAACGAUUGCCAAUUACAGUAUCUCUAUAUACAGUAUGCAGUCAUCUUGUCAUCUUUGGACUGUGCUGAUGUCAGUGAUAUUUUCAAGAUAUCUCAUUAUGUAUCUGUUUUGUUUUUUUAAAUUUUUUUUUUAUCUGUGAUACCAAGUAAUGCAACAUGAAGUAUCAAAUCUAUGCAUUACCACGUGAAAUACAUAGCCUAUAAACAGUACUAAUAUAUGCACUAACGUCCAAUGCGCAGCUUUUAUAUGAUUCCGUUUGCUUUAUAUUUUACUGAUAUUCAUUCAUGCCAUGUUUAUCUGACUUUAAAAAAAAAAAUGAUGAGCGGCUAAUUAUGCGUGUGUAAAUCUAAUCGCAGUGUAAGCUGUUCUGAAAUGUUGUGUUGUUCCUGUCUUCCUUUCAGAAAUGUAAAACGGCCAUAUCUCCUUCAAUGAAAGAUCUUUCUGUAGGGGUUGUCACUCUUUAUAUACUCUAAAAGGUGCAAUAUGGAAGCUUCUGCGUGAAGAAGUGAUUCUGCACAGUGUAUGUUCUUCAUUUUAGAGAGCUACAUAAUAUAUCAUCUCUAGCCUGCAAUGGCAGAACUGUAUAAAGUGAGAAAAGCUACGAUACAUAAUCCGAAUUACAGUAAUCACAUAACUAAAAAAUAUAUAUUUUUCUCCGUGAUAUGAAUAACAAUGUUUUAUGUGGCAAACCAUACUGUGUUUAGUGCAAUAAAUCCAUUUUAAAAUGCUAAAUUAAGCUCUGCAGUGCUACUUUACAAAAGACAACCUGUCAGGUAUACGGGGAAAAAAGUGUUUGUGUAAGUGUGACUACUUAUUAUGGUUUGACAAACAUGCUUGUUUUUCAUCAAAGAAAACAGUUACACUAAAUGCGACAAUGUGUUGUAACAAAAACGUACAUCAAAUUUUUGUCCGUGAAUGAAAAAUGCUGUUUUAACAAUAUAUAUUUUGUUAUGAUUUCUUAUUAAGCUGCUGUCUGUAGAACUUAUCUUUGCAUAUCAGUAGAACCAAAAGCAUCUGUAGACUGUCAGAAUGUACAAGCCAACAUAUGAAGAGGGAGGAACAACAUGACAAACCUUAAAUGAUUAUUAGAAAAUGUCAUUAUUUGCAUCGUGUGAUCAGAUUAAAUUGACAUCAUGGGAUUUAGCCACUUGUUGUCACUGACCAAUUCAAUCAAUCUUCAAAACCCUGCAUGUUAAUUACCAGAAGGUGCCCUUUUCCUCACAACUCCUGAGUCGGCGUUAAAAUGCACUCUCGAGAUUUAACGUGCUAGGAAAGACAUAGAUUCCUGCUUUUUAUGCAUAAUCUAUGGUUUUACCGUUCUGGAGAAAUGCUAUAUAAUUGACGAGCUCUGGGUGUAAAAUCCAGAACAUUUCCCAGCAUGGUUAUUCCUACGCCUAAUUGGAUAUGCGCCCAUAUCUUUAAAAAAAGAAAAAAAUAUAUUAAUUUAAGUUUUUUCCUUUCAAUAGGAGCCUAGGGAAAACACUGUUGUUUGGUAUGUAAGAGGUAUAACUGUUUCAUUGAAUUAUGUAGUAUAUACCUAAGAAAGAUAUCCGUCAAAACCUAGGAAGGACUUUCCAGCAAUAUCCGUAUGUUUUCCUGUGCGCUGAGAGAUUGCAGGUUACAUGGGUUUUGAAAAAUAUACCAACUUGUCAAAGUCGAUGAUUUUACCAGCUAUUGUAGGUUCAUGAAGUUUAGAGAUCAAUAUGAAUCAAACAUAACACUGUCUAUUUGCCUGUUAUUACAGCUGGACACAUGUUUAUGUUGAUAUGAAAAAGAGAAAUAAGACCUAUUUUGUUUAUCUGUUUUUAAUCCGAUGCACACACAUCUCCAAGCUUACAUUGUGUUCUAAGGUUCUCAGACAAUGACCAGAUUUACUAACUUAUUUUGGACUGCAGAAAAAAGGCUCAACAGUUGAUUUGAACUUUUUUUUUUCUGAAACAUCUGUAAUAUUAUUCUGUUUCUAUUUUCAAUGUAUGUGCUAAGUAAAAAUUCAAUAAAACAUUGUUUUGUUGAAACAUUA